Molecule: messenger RNA, 1101 nt
Organism: Clunio marinus
Lineage: Eukaryota; Metazoa; Arthropoda; Insecta; Diptera; Chironomidae
Source: the annotation of a GenBank genome assembly
AUGUUUAGAAUAAUUGCAAUAACUUGCACAUUAUUUCUCACUAUAAAACAUCAAGUUAAUCAGAACAGGUCAUCAUUAUCUCUUUUGCUUGCUGAAAACGUUUGUGUCAUUCAUCAGACUGCUGCUUUCCACUUCUGCAAAUGUCGUGAUCAAGGAAAAGAUGUUUGCAAUUGUAAUAAAGAUAUUUUGUCACCACGACCAUAUCCAAUUCAACUCCCACGCAUUCCAAAACAUCAACCAAUUAAGAUUUGCAAGGAACAAAUUUUAACUCCGCCGGGACCAAAACAUUUCAGCCCAAUCAGCGAUCCAUGCAAUUGUGGUCAUAAACUUGUCAAACCAGCACCAUUGCCAAGACACAAACCAAAUUGUCAACACCAACCACAGCCGACUCCUGACUAUCCACCACCACCACCUCCACCACCAACUUGUUCUUGUCAUAAUAAAGAUUGUGGUCAUGCCGUAAGAGCGCCAGAUCACUAUCAGAAUUUCGGCCACGAUGACGCAACAAUUUACUUUGAAACUUCCAAACCAAAAGCUUCACAUGCACCAGCAAAGCCAAAAUAUGUCCCAGCUGAUAUUGUCAGUAUUUCCAUUGCUAACCAAUUGGCGAAAACAGCAAAAUUAGGAAUAUCUGAAAGAAAUCUUCAAUAUGGAUCACUCAAGGAACCAACAGUUCAAUUUAAAUCAACUAAGAAGCACAGCAUUAAUGAAGAAUCUUUCUAUGACACAAAAGGAAGCAUUCUCGAAAUUAAGCCGCACAUUUUCAAACAUGAAGUUGUUUCUUCAGAAGAGGUCAGCGAAGAAGAGAAGCCAAAUCCGAAGUCAUCUCAUGUGUUCAACCCAGCACAUUUAAGUUACGAUCAAAUCGGUUAUAAACCUUACGAUCCAGCUGGUCAACAACGUUAUGUUGUAGUUCGAAACUCAGAAGUUGUUAAACAUGAUUGCAAUCGGCCUUCAUCUCCAAAGUUUCAUCAUCACAAAAAGGAAUCGUCUUGCGGUUGCCACAAAGAUUUACUCAUCGAUCAAGCAAACUUUAGCGAACAUGAAUCAUUCAGUCAUGAAUUUGGACAAGAUCAUUGGGGAGGAAAAUUCACCACAUAA